Molecule: messenger RNA, 4797 nt
Organism: Pieris brassicae (large cabbage white)
Lineage: Eukaryota; Metazoa; Arthropoda; Insecta; Lepidoptera; Pieridae
Gene: Vps39
Product: vam6/Vps39-like protein
Exons: 13
Coding region: 132-2810 (892 amino acids)
Biological process (GO): intracellular protein transport; autophagy; vesicle-mediated transport
Cellular component (GO): cytoplasm; membrane
Source: RefSeq, a predicted model, not a curated record
AAAAUUUGGCUCAAAUAAUAAAUAGUAAUCAGUGUUAUGCGAAGGUUCCUAUCUAUCCUAUCUCAUAAAGAUAUUAAUUAGAUUAUUUGCGAAGAUAAAAUUAAAUAUAAUAUAUAAUUUACAAAUUAAAAAUGCACGAAGCUUACGAAGUUACACAUUUACUGAAUGCAUCAGUGCAAAUAGAAACAAUAGCUGCUUAUGAUGGUAACCUGUUGCUGGGAACACGGCAAGGACAUCUGUUAAUGUAUUCAUUAUUAAUGAACAAAGAUACGCAAAAGUAUGAAUUGAAAAUGAUUAGAUAUUGUAAAAACUUUAGUAAGAAACCAAUACAACAAAUUGAAGUUAUUGCAGAGGAUAGAUUACUAUUAUGUCUCACAGAUAAUGUGCUUUCAUCGUAUGAUAUGAAUGGCCUCAACUUUCCUUUGGUGAAGACAUUUGCAGAUACGAAAGGUGCAUCUCUGUUUGCCCUAGACAAUAAGUCAGCUACAUCAAUGACUGGUGAAUCAAACACAAUAGUACAUUUAUGUGUAGCUGUAAGAAGAAAAUUGCAACUAUAUUAUGGUAAAAAUGGAGAGUUUAAAAAACAUAUAUUUGACUUCACAAUACCUGAUGUACCAAAGGUGAUGGCUUUAGGUCAACAAUAUCUUUGUGUUGGGUUCAAAGGCGAAUAUACUUUUUUUGAUUUAUCAUCACAUAAUUCAACGGACUUAUUCCCUCCAAGUAGUUCAAAAUCCUUGGACCCAACAAUAGCUAAAUAUUCAGAAACAUCCUUUCUACUUGGCCGAGAUAACACUUCAGUUUUAGUGGAAGAAGCUAAAAAGAAGUCUUCUGAAAUUAAAAAGACAAUGAAAAGGAUUGAUGAUCCAACAAUCUCGAAAUAUUCAGAGUCAUCGUUCCUACUUGGUCGAGAUAACACUUCGGGUGAAGUGGAAGAAGCGAAACAAGAGACAGUUGAAAUUAAAAAGACAAUAAAAUGGACUGAUGCACCGCUCGCAGUUGUUUGGGAUGAACCCUUCAUUCUGGGUUUGCUACAAGACACCGUUGUAGUGCAAACAGUUGAACCGCCUCUCUUCAUACAAACAUUUGUUGAAUUGAAUAAAGCAAGACUUAUGUACAGAUGUAAGCGUGGUCUGAUAUUUGUUUCAUCUGUGGGUCAAGUUUGGUGUCUCACUUCUGUAGAUAUCACGAAGCAAAGAAAACAGUUGCUGAAAGACAAGCACUUUCAAAUUGCGAUAGAUUUAAUGAAACUAUCAGAUAAUUCGCCAGAAGAAAAGAAGCAAACAAUUGAUUCUAUACAAAUGCUGCACGCACUCGACCUAUUUGAUAGCAAACAAUAUUCGCAAUCUAUGAAAGAAUUCAUCAAACUGAAAACGGAUCCAGCUGAAGUCAUAAAACUUAUUCCAGAGUUGGACAAUAAGUUUGAGGGAAAAGAAAAUGUAUUAAAAGGGAAAGAUUUAGAGAACGCCCUAAACGCUUUGAUAGAGUAUUUGGUGGAACUGAGAUUUCAAAUUGGGACGAAUACGGAAGGUUCCAGUAAGAGUGAAUCUAAUCAGCGGAAUGUGGCCCAACAGUUGGAGUUGAUCGAUACAACUCUGCUUAAAUGCUAUUUACAGACGAACGACGCAUUUGUGGCUCCUCUCCUCCGUCUGAACAAUUGCAGAUUAGAGGAAGCCGAGAAGACGUUACACCAACACGGAAAACACAGCGAGCUGAUCAUCCUCUAUCAGACAAAGGGACAGCACACAAAGGCACUGCAGUUGUUGAGAGAGCAGGCAUCACAACCAGAUUCAAGUCUUAAGGGAUAUCACAGGACCAAGAACUACUUACAACACUUAGGCGCGGAACACAUGAACCUUAUAUUCAAAUUCUCUGAUUGGAUAUUAAAAGAACAUCCCGAGGAAGGGUUAAAAAUAUUUACCGAAGACAUAGUAGAAGUAGAAAACCUACCUAGGCCAAAGGUCCUAGAUUUUCUACUACGAGAACACGACACUUUGGUGAUACCCUACCUCGAACACGUUAUACACACAUGGAAUGACACACACGAUCUGUUUCACGAUGCCCUCAUAAAUAUGUAUAGAGAAAAAAUCACUGAUAAAAAAGCGAAUUGUACUGAAGAGGAAUUGCAGCAUAUUAAGUCGAAAUUGGUGGCGUUUUUGGAGAAAUCGAGUCAUUAUACACCGGAAAGGGUGAUUUUACAUUUCCCAAAUGAUACGCUAUUUGAAGAGCGUGCGGUCAUUUUGGGCAAGUUGGGCAGGCAUGAGCAGGCCUUGGCUAUUUAUGUGCAGAUUCUCGGUGACGUAGACAGGGCAAUACGUUACUGUGACAACGUAUGGACACGUAACGAUAAAACAGUAGACGUAUACGUAACAUUAAUGCGUAUUCUUGUGAACCCUGAACAGAACAAUUCAUUAACUGGACCCUUAGCCACUGUACCGAGACACCCGAAGGCCUCCACGCCCGAUCUUGAGACGGCUCUAAGUAUUUUGGAAAAGCAUGCGGAUAAAAUAUCACCUAUUAAGGCCCUAUCAGUACUACCAGAUAGCGUCCCGUUGGCCCGUCUCAGUAGUUUCUUGGAGAGUGCCCUUCAAACACAACUCACCAUGAAGCGACGAACACAAGUAUUAAAAGGAUUGUUGUACGCCGAACACACACAGGUACAAGAGAUGAAACAGUUCCAUGAAUCGAAAAGCAUAGUUAUAAACGACUAUAACGUGUGUCCCGUUUGCAAGAAACGAUUUGGGAACCAAAGCGCCUUCGUUCGGUAUCCCUCGGGGGAUAUUGUCCACUAUUCCUGUAAAUUGGAUAAAUAAUAGGAGAUUUAUGUCUAUAUAGGCCGACCGAACUGGCCGUUUAACGUCGUAAUUCCAAACUUUGUUUUUAAAUAAAAGAUUCUAAAACAAUCUUAUAUGUACGUGAAGACUAUGUAAAUUUAUUAAUAAUAAUCAAUCAAUUAGAUAAAAUAAUUAUAGAAACAGCAGUUUGCGUUAGUUUUUUCGUAAAAGUCAAAAAUUAUUUGCUUCUUGUAAAAGAAUCACGAGACUAGCCACAACUCGCGUCUUUUCCACAGACUCAAUAUUACAAUGAAAUAAAACGUCAGUUUUGACACAUGAUACAUGACAGAACAAUCUAAAAAAAUAAUAAUAUGUUAAUAUAUAUAUUGGCUUAUCAUUAAGUUAUGUCAAAAAGUGGCUUACUUUUUGUUGGGGGACUCUAUGAGGAGACCAGCUCCAAGUUAAAUAAUGUUUACACUGUCACCAGAGACAGAUGACUGCUAUAAUUGUAAUGUUGCAAUAAUUGUUAUUUUAAUGAAGAAGGAGGAUUUGCUUAUAAAAAAAUUAAGUUGUUCUAUAUCUAUGUCUUAAGGUCUACAAGAUACCAGACCAUAAAUUUAAAAAAAAUCUUUUCUCCUGUCAUAUUUACGCGGCAACGCGUUUUUUCACUAAAAAUAUAGUAAGUAUAUGAAUGAGGGAGCGUGGAUAAAAAAUUCAAUUGAACAAUUAAUAGAACGUGUAAAUUCUGUUUUUACAAAUUGAUCAUCAAACAAAUAUGAGAAGCAUAUUUUGUCGUAUUUAAGCAUCUUUUUAAGCCAUGUAUUAAAAUAUGAAAGUUUAGUCGUGGCAACUUUAUUGUGGAAUUUUUCUAAGUAUACAAUUUUAUGAUCUUUUUGUCAUUGGAUCUCAACUAUGUCACGGAAUGCAUAAAUAAGACCGGAGUACUAGCGAGCGAUGUGUAUGAAAAUUCAUGUUAAUUUAUUUUAUUUAAGAAGCCAACGGCUCUAAUAAAAAUUACAAUACCAAAUGUAUAAUAAUUAAUAAAGAAUUUCCAUGAACGCCUACCCUAGCAAAAGUACCGAAUUAAUUGGUCCUAUCACUUCAUUCUCUUAUAUCAUAGACCAGAAUUGUGAAAAGAAGUAUAUCUGAUUGUAUUAUUUUACUAAAAUACUUUUUGGUCUCUGACACGCUGUGGGACAGGUGAGUACUGUGGUUGAAACUGCAAUAUUUAGUGCGAAAUUCAACCAAAAAUCCUUAUUGAUCUAGUAUUGUCUUUGGUUAACUUAGCUUUAACACAUUGAAAGAAAACAUUUUUUUAAACGGAUUAAAGCUAUUUGUAUUAUUAUAAACUUAUAAUUAUUUUACAUAAUUUUAAAUUUUAAUUUUUCCGACGUUUCGCGUGCUUUACAGUGUGCGUGGUCACGGUGACCACUUAUUCACUUCACUGUUUAUAUUGUUAAAAUAUAAAGCUCACUUAUUGUAUAGUUUAGUAGAAAUUUAGUUCCAUACAUUGAGGAAGAUCAUUAUUUUAAUGGUGAUAAUACUUUCAUACGCUAACUUACCAAAUUAUUAUAUUGUUUAUAAAUUCAUAUAAAUAACUGUUGAAACAUGAUAUUUGUAAUAAUAUAAACUUAACCAGUCUUAUAACAAAAUAGAAGCUAUUGAAAAUUGCCUUAUCAAAGAAAUAAAUGUGAUUUUAUUUAAACUGUUUCAGCGGCAGCGUUAGUUCUCUGUAAUAUCCAAUACCAGUCAGUUUAUUUAUUUAUAUUUAUCAGUUAGUAUUGAGUUUUAUUACCCAAUUUCGAUAGAUCUUUAAUAUCCAUAGCACUGAGCGGAAACUUGAGAUCGUGUGGUACAAAAACUCAAUAUUGAAGGUGGGUUCGGAUUGGGAGUUACAGAGUAAUGACGCUGGAUUAAACUUCAUUCAUUAUAGAAUAUACUGUAAUUAUUGUCAUGCUCAUAAGUUAUAAUGCAUUAUAUAUUUAAUUAAGAAUAUAUUAUUUUUUACGACGCAAUAUGCCCUUAU